Labrus mixtus (cuckoo wrasse) is the source of this 6057-nucleotide messenger RNA. RefSeq names its product inositol 1,4,5-trisphosphate receptor type 3-like. Gene Ontology annotation, biological process: calcium ion transmembrane transport. The record is from RefSeq and is a predicted model, not a curated record. NCBI's taxonomy places the organism in Eukaryota, Metazoa, Chordata, Actinopteri, Labriformes, Labridae. The annotation marks the transcript as partial. The transcript is spliced from 41 exons. Gene Ontology annotation, cellular component: endoplasmic reticulum; membrane. Gene Ontology annotation, molecular function: inositol 1,4,5-trisphosphate-gated calcium channel activity; inositol 1,4,5 trisphosphate binding.
CAUACACACUGCCAGCUCGUGGAGGGAGGAAACACACCUCUGUGAGCACACUUUAACCUCCUGAACGACACACACACACAUGAACACACACUCAGAGGGUUUCUCAAACAGUUCUGUGUGUCUGCAGUCGGAGCUGCUGUCUCUACGACUUUAAAAAAAAAAACUUGUUCGGAGGUUUUGUUCAGUUUGGUGCCCUGCAGAACCCGGCAGUGCGCGUCAGGGCUCCCAGGGUGAGCCGUGGAGUCCGCAGGUUGAAUGUAAAGAGGACUGCUGCUGCUCAAUGAGAGGAGCAAACUGAACUUUCCCUGUGAAGUUUUGUCCCCGCACGUCUCACACAGAGAGACGGGGUCGCGGGACGCGGGAGGACAAAGUGAGUCUCCGUCUCUACCUGGGGGUUUUUAGUCUCUUUGUUGGAGUCUGAAUCGGCUGCAGGAUGUCGGACUCUGCCUCCAGUUUCCUUCAUAUCGGGGAUAUCGUGUCCCUGUACGCGGAAGGAUCCGUGAACGGCUUCAUCAGCACCCUGGGGUUGGUAGAUGACCGUUGUGUGGUGGAACCAGCUGCUGGAGAUCUGGAGAAUCCCCCAAAGAAGUUCAGAGACUGCCUGUUUAAAGUUUGUCCUAUGAGCCGCUACUCAGCACAGAAACAGUUCUGGAAAGCCAAACAAGCCAAACAUGAGAAGGACAAGAUCGCUGACGUGGUCCUGCUGCAGAAACUCCAGCAUGCGUCCAACCUGGAGCAGAAACAGAAUGAAACAGAAAACAAGAAAGUUCACGGCGACGUCGUCAAAUAUGGAACCGUGAUGCAGUUGCUCCACAUGAAGAGUAAUAAAUAUCUGACGGUGAACAAGCGUCUGCCGGCUCUGCUGGAGAAGAACGCCAUGCGGGUCACUCUGGACGGGACGGGGAACGAAGGCUCCUGGCUGUUCAUCCAGCCCUUCUGGAAGCUCCGCGCCAACGGAGACAACGUGGUGGUGGGAGACAAGGUGAUCCUGAACCCGGUGAACGCCGGACAGCCGCUUCACGCUUCAAACUACGAACUGACCGACCACCCGGGCUGCAAGGAGGUGAACUCUGUGAACUGUAACACCAGCUGGAAAAUCAACCUGUUCAUGAUGUUCAGCGACCACAGAGAGGAAGUCCUCAAAGGAGGCGAGGUCGUUCGUUUGUUUCACGCCGAGCAGGAAAAGUUUCUGACCUGCGACGAGUACAAGAGCAAAGUCCACGUUUUCCUCCGAACCACGCUGAGGCAGUCAGCGACGUCCGCCACCAGCUCCAACGCGCUGUGGGAGGUCGAGGUUGUCCAUCAUGAUCCAUGUCGUGGGGGGGCGGGACACUGGAACAGCCUCUAUCGCUUCAAACACCUGGCUACAGGAAACUACCUGGCUGCUGAGGAGAAUCCGGGCUACAAAGGAGACAGCGCAGAGCCUCCGCCCUCCAUCGACGGUAGUCGUAGCAACAAGCGUUCCCAUGGUGAGAGGAUAAAGUACAAGCUUGUGGCGGUGACUCACGGGAACGACAUUGCCUCGCUGUUUGAGCUCGACCCGACAACGCUGCAGAAAACGGACUCUUUCGUACCGCGGAACUCGUACGUAAGACUGAGACACCUGUGCACCAACACGUGGAUCCAGAGCACCAACGUCCCCAUCGAUAUCGACGAGGAGAGACCCAUCAGACUCAUGUUGGGAACGUGUCCCACUAAAGAGGAUAAGGAGGCGUUCGCCAUCGUCUCGGUCCCUGUGAUGGAGAUCAGAGAUCUGGACUUUGCAAACGAUGCCAGCGCCAUGUUGAGCGUUGUGGUCGACCAGUUCAGCCAGGGCUUCAUCAGCCAGAAUGACCGCCGGUAUGCCAUCAAGCUACUGGAGGACGUGGUUUUCUUCGUAGCUGACGUCAUCAACAGUGGACAGGCGGUCCUGGACAUAGCCAUGACCAAAGCCAACCGAGAGAGACAGAAACUGAUGAGAGAACAGAACAUCCUCAAACAGAUCUUCGGCAUCCUGAAGGCUCCCUUUAAAGAUCGUGGGGGAGGGGAGGGUCCUCUGCUGCGAUUGGAGGAGCUGGCAGACCAGAAGAACUCUCCCUAUCAGUACAUGUUCAGACUCUGCUACAGAGUCCUUCGACACUCCCAGGAGGACUAUCGUAAGAACCAGGAGCACAUAGCGAAGCAGUUUGGUGUGAUGCAGAGUCAGAUCGGUUAUGACAUCCUGGCUGAGGACACCAUCACCGCCCUGCUGCACAACAACCGAAAACUGCUGGAGAAACAUAUCACCAAGACCGAGGUCGAGACCUUCGUCAGUCUGGUCCGCAAGAACAGAGAGCCCAGGUUUCUGGACUACUUGUCUGAUCUGUGUGUGUCCAACAACGUAGCCAUCCCCGUCACUCAGGAGCUCAUCUGCAAAUGUGUGCUGGAACCCAAAAACCAGGACAUCCUCAUCAAGACAGAACGGCGGGUCCCCAAAGAAGCGCCCACUGGUGGGGUUCAAGGAGAAUACAUGGGGAUGGAUGACUAUGGAGAUGAGGAUGAGGUAUGGCUGGUAUGGACAGACAAAACCAAUGAAAGACAGGAGAAGGGCAUCAGACAGCUAGCCCAGGAGGCAAGACAAGGAAAUGCUCAUGAUGAAAAUGUCCUCACCUACUACAGGUACCAGCUGAAGCUCUUUGCCCGGAUGUGUCUGGACCGUCAGUAUCUAGCCAUAGAUGAGAUAUCAAAGCAGCUGGAUGUAGAGCUCAUCUUCCUGUGUAUGAUGGACGAAACACUGCCCUUUGACCUCCGGGCCUCUUUCUGUCGCCUUAUGCUCCACGCCCAUGUGGACCGAGAUCCUCAAGAGUUGGUGACACCUGUCAAGUUUGCGCGCCUCUGGACAGAGAUCCCCAGCUCGAUCACCAUCAAAGACUAUGACUCCAACAUGGAUGACAGCAGAGACAACAAGAAAAACCGUUUCUCCAACACAAUGGUGUUCAUGGAGGAGUAUCUCAACAACGUUCUGAACGACGAGCUGCCAUUUCACAACGAGGAGAAAAACAAACUCACAUAUGAGGUGGUCAGUUUGGCCAGACAUCUGAUCUACUUUGGUUUCUAUAGUUUUUUUGAGCUGCUCAGACUCACAAGAACCCUGCUGGGCAUCAUCGACUGUAGACCCAAUCCUGGAUACACUGGGCUCUUGUUCCACGAUGAUGGAUCAGGGAAGAACGUGAAGCGCUCCAUACAUGGGAUGGGUCAGAUGAUGUCCACCAUGGUCCUCAACAGGAAGCAGUCCUUAUUUGGAGGUCCAGGAGCCAGAGGGGCAGGGGUGGGGGCGGGACUUAUGCUUGAAGGACAGAGAGGCAGUAAAGAUAGUAUCGACAAAACAGACCUGACAGUGAUGGACACCAAGCUGAAGAUACUGGAGAUAUUACAGUUCAUCCUGAAUGUUCGUCUGGACUACCGUCUGUCCUUCCUGCUGUCUGUGUUCAAGAAGGAGUUUGUGGAAGUUUAUCCCAUGGCUGAUGCUGAUGCUACGACGAAUAUGGAGCAUGCAGCCACCAUCAACCUGCAGCACAUUGGAGAGCAGGCAGAGGCCAUGUUUGGAGUUGGGAAGGGGAACAGUAUCCUAGAGGUGGAUGACGAAGGCGGCCGGAUGUUCCUGCGGGUGCUGAUACACCUCACCAUGCAUGACUAUCCUCCUCUGGUGUCUGGAGCACUGCAGCUUCUCUUCAGACACUUCAGCCAGAGACAGGAAGUGCUGCACACCUUUAAACAGGUCCAGUUACUGAUCUCUUCCCAAGAUGUGGAGAACUACAAACUGAUCAAGUCAGAUCUGGAUCGUCUCCGAACGUUGGUGGAGAAAUCUGAGCUGUGGGUGGAGAAGAAGAGCUCAGGUGGAGGGGACGGGAAGAAGGACAAAAAGGAGAAGAAGGAGAAGGUAGAGGUGGCAUCAGAGGAAGAGACGCCCAAGAAAGACAAACUCGAAAAAGGCAACGAGAGCUACCAGAAAGUCAAAGAGAUCCUGGAGAGGUUGAAUAAGAUGUGCAGCACUGGGGUUUGGAAGAAGCAGCAGAGGUUGUUGAAGAACAUGGGAGCUCAUAAAGUCAUGCUGGACCUGCUGCAGGUGUCCUACGACAAGAGCGAUGUGAAGAUGCAGGAGAUCAUCAAGUAUACUCACUUGUUCCUGCAGAAGUUCUGUACGGGGAACCAGGAGAACCAGGUUUUGCUGCACAAGAACCUCAACCUCUUCCUCAACCCAGGGCUGCUGGAGGCAGAGACUGUGCAGCACAUCUUCAGUAACAACUACCAGCUCUGCACCGAGAUCUCUGAGAGCGUCCUGCAGCACUUCAUCCACUGUCUGGCCACGCACGGCCGACACGUUCAGUACCUCAACUUCCUCCACACCAUCAUCAAGGCCGAGGGCAAGUACGUGAAGAAGUGCCAGGACAUGAUCAUGACCGAGUUAACGAACUCGGGCGAGGACGUUGUCGUCUUUUACAACGACAAAACUUCCUUCAACGUCAUGCUGGAGCUGAUGGCAGAGAGCAGGGAGGGGGUCGGGGAGACCAGCCCACUCAGGUAUCACAUCUCACUGGUGGAGCUGUUAGCCGCCUGUGCAGAAGGGAAAAACGUUUACACUGAGAUCAAAUGUACGUCGCUGCUGCCGCUGGAGGACGUGGUCAGAGUGGUGACGCACGAGGACUGCAUCACCGAGGUGAAGGUGGCUUAUGUAAACUUUGUGAAUCACUGCUACGUGGACACGGAGGUGGAGAUGAAGGAGAUCUACACGUCCAACCACAUCUGGAAGCUGUUUGAAGACUUCACAGUGGACAUGGCCAGGGUGUGUAAUAAACGAGAGAAGCGUCUUUCUGAUCCCAUCCUGGAGAAGUACAUCAUUAACGUGGUUUUUGACACCAUCAACGCCUUCUUCAGCUCUCCGUUCUCUGAGAACAGCACGUCUCUGCAGACUCAUCACACCAUCGUGACUCAGCUGCUUCAGUCGUCUGUCAGGCUGUUGGACUGUCCCUGGCUGCAGCAGCAGCACCGAGGACAGGUGGAGACCUGCAUCAGGACGCUCGCCAUGACAGCUAAGAGUCGCUCCAUCGCUCUCCCUCUGGACCUGGAUGCUCAGAUCAACUCCAUGUUGUCCACGUCUGCUCUGAACUCUCUGUCCCGCUCCAACCCAAACUACAAGUCCUCCUCCCGCUCCUCCAGACCCAUCGCUCCCAGCAACCCCUGGGACUACAAGAACAUCAUCGAGAAACUACAGGACAUCAUUAACACUCUGGAGGAGCGUCUGAAGCCGCUGGUGAACGCUGAGCUCUCCGUGUUGGUCGACGUCCUCCAUCAGCCCGAGCUGCUGUUUCUAGAAGGAACUGACGCCCGGCAGCGCUGUGAGUCCGGAGGAUUCAUCUCCAAGUUGAUCCAGCACACUAAGGCUCUGAUGUCGGCUGAGGAGAAGUUGUGUAUUAAAGUUUUAAGAACUCUGCAGGAGAUGCUGAUCAGGACUCUGGACUUUGAUGAAAAGGGAAUCGCUCUGAGGAAAGUUUUGCUGCAGAACUAUUUGUUCCCCAACAAGAAGAACAACCCGAAGAACGACCUGGCCGAGCUCGGAGCUGCAGGCGGGGAGCAGGAGCGCGACUGGGCGGCCGUGGCGGCGGUUCAGUGCCGUCUGGACCGAGAGGGAGGAACGAAGCUGUUCACUGAUCUGGUGAUGAGCACCAAGAACGACAAGAUCUUCCAGGAGAGCAUCCAGCUCGCCAUCUGUCUGCUGGAGGGAGGCAACACGGAGAUACAGGUCUCUCUCUCUCUCUCUCUCUCUCUCCCCCUCUCUCUCUCUCUCUCUGUCUCUCUCUGUCUCUCUGUCUCUCUCUGUCUCUCUCUCUCUCUCUCUCUCUCUCUCUGUCUCUCUGUCUCGCUCUGUCUCCCCCUCUCUCUCUCUCUCUCUGUCUCUCUCUGUCUCUCUCUCUCUCUGUCUCUCUGUCUCGCUCUGUCUCUCUCUCUCUCUCUCUCCCCCUCUCUCUCUCUCUCUCUGUCUCUCUCUGUCUCUCUGUCUCUCUCUGUCUCUCUGUCUCUCUCUGUCUCUCUCUCUCUCUC